Messenger RNA from Adineta ricciae, 612 nucleotides. NCBI's taxonomy places the organism in Eukaryota, Metazoa, Rotifera, Eurotatoria, Adinetida, Adinetidae. The record is from the annotation of a GenBank genome assembly.
AUGGUAAGUACGGAAGAAAAAAAAGUACCGAUUGAAAAAGUCGCUCAAGUUACUUCGGACACUUUGACUCAACAUGCAAAAGAAAUCCACGAUCUCCAAGAAUCUAUAAAAAGUCUUCAAUCUCAAUUAGCUGACAUACAUGAACUGAGAGAAAUGGUCGCAGACAUUCAACAACAUUUUACCUCACCCAAUCCUGAAUCUUUACCUACUACAAAGGUCAAUCAUCACACUCCUACAGUACCCACACGUCAAUCGACUGAUCUGAAUACACCUUCUACCCAUUACAUCUCACCUACAACUCUGGGCACACAAACUAUUGUUGUCCCGCCUAUCUCUUCCUUUCCAACAUUUUCGGGAAAAUCAACGGAUAGACCGAGGCAAUUCUUAUUACGUGUCACAGAAUAUACACGAACUAUUCAUAACUGGUCUAUUAACACGUUAUUGCAGGGAAUUUCUCAGUUUCUAAAGGAUGCAGCUCUCGAAUGGUACUGUCAACUCUAUAAUACAAACAGCUUACCCGAAACGUGGGACGAGUUUGUCACACAGUUUCUGGCACAAUUUCAUUCACCACUUCGCAUCGCACAACAGGAACACAAAUGUGACGAAUUCUGA